UCUGGUGCAGACACCGGAGUCAGCGAGGCAUGUGUUUGGACACCGGCGUUUAGAUUAAAUAAAAAAGACACUUACAGAAACCAAACACCUGAGCGUUUUCUUUUCCCGCCGGCUGUUAUUUGCCAACGGCCGCUUGUCGCGCCAUCAGUUGUUUGAAUUGCCACCUCACGCAGGAUUGCGGCGCCCUGCUCUUCGUAAACAUUCGUGAAUGGAAAGCAGUUGCAGAGCAGACAUACAUCUUGUCAAACGUUUCUCGAAUCCUCUGCAGUUUUGUGAUUGAUUAGCUGGAUCGUCUUGCAGCCUAUGAGGGAAGAUGGAGACCUUCUUCGCAGAGGGUUCUCGAGUGUGGGUGAAUCAUAAAGAUCAGCUGGUCCCGUCUACAGUGAACUCCUGUGGAGAUGGAACCCUGGUGCUUACCACCAACUACGGGGAGGCAGUGUACCUGCAGCAGGCGGAGGUGAACAGGGAGAAGGUGUCCCCCAUGCACCAGAGCAGCAUUGAUGGAGUGGAGGACAUGUCCACACUGGCAGAGCUCCAUGAGGCCGCCAUCAUGCACAACCUUCAUCAGCGAUACCAGAAAGACAACAUCUAUACUAACAUAGGUUCUAUCCUGGCAGCCGUGAAUCCUUAUAAGCAGAUCAGAGGGCUGUAUGAUCUCUCUGCAGUGGAGCUGUACAGUCAGCAUCAUUUGGGCGAGCUGCCACCACACAUCUUUGCUAUUGUCAAUGAGUGCUACCGCUGCUUAUGGAAGAGACAUGAUAGCCAAUGUGUGCUGAUCAGUGGUGAAAGUGGAGCUGGGAAAACAGAGAGCACCAAACUACUGCUACAGUUCCUGUCUGUAAUGAGCCAAAACUCUGCCGGGACGCCGCCUACAGAGAAGACCACCCGCGUGGAGCAAGCUAUCGUACAGAGCAGCCCCAUCAUGGAAGCAUUUGGAAAUGCCAAAACAGUCUACAACAACAACUCCAGUCGCUUUGGGAAAUUCAUUCAGCUUCAUUUCUCUCAAAGCGGGAACAUCCAGGGAGGAUGCAUCGUUGAUUAUUUACUUGAAAAGAAUCGAGUGGUAAGGCAGAAUCCAGGGGAGAGAAACUACCACAUCUUUUAUGCUUUGCUGGCGGGGGCCAGCAAAGGCCAAAAGGAGACAUAUUUUCUGGAAGACUCCCCUGAGUUAUUUCACUACCUGAGUCAGUCAGGAUGUGUGAAGGACCGCAGUCUCGAUGACAAGCAGCUUUUUGACGAUGUCAUGGAGGCUCUGAAGGUCAUGGAGUUCACAGAAGAAGAGAUCAGAGAUAUGUUUAAACUGCUGUCUGGAGUUCUGCAGCUUGGCAAUGUGGAGUUCAUGACAGCAGGGGGCGCUCAGAUCACCACCCAACAGGUUAUCACUAAUGUGAGUGAGCUCAUGGGUCUGGACAGUUUUCAGUUGUCUGAGGUUCUGACCCAGCGUUCCAUGAUCCUCAGAGGAGAAGAGAUCUGCUCUCCACUCACAGUGGAACAGGCAAUAGAUUCCAGGGAUUCGGUUGCCAUGGCGCUUUAUUCUCAGUGCUUCUCGUGGAUCAUCAUGCGAAUCAAUCAGAAGAUAAAGGGCAAAGAUAAUUUCAAGUCUAUUGGAAUCUUGGACAUCUUUGGUUUUGAGAACUUUGAGGUGAACCGUUUUGAGCAGUUCAACAUUAACUAUGCUAAUGAGAAACUGCAAGAAUAUUUCAACAAACACAUCUUCUCUCUGGAGCAACUGGAGUACAACAGGGAAGGGAUUCAAUGGGAAGCCAUUGACUGGAUGGACAAUGCAGAAUGUCUGGAUCUGAUUGAGAAGAAACUGGGCAUGUUAGCUCUGAUUAAUGAGGAGAGCCGAUUUCCCAAAGGCACUGACUUCACCCUGCUGGAGAAACUGCACGGCAGACACUCUACUAAUCCCUAUUAUGUGAAACCCAGACUGGCAGACCAUCAGUUUGGGAUAAAACACUAUGCUGGAGAGGUCUUAUAUGAUGUGAGGGGGAUUUUAGAGAAGAACAGAGACACAUUUAGAGAUGAUAUACUGAACAUGCUGAAGGAUAGUAGAUUGGAUUUCAUCUAUGACCUGUUUGAGCAAGUGAGCAGCAGAAAUAAUGAGGAGACCUUGAAGAUGGGCACAGCAAGAAAAAAGCCCACUGUCAGCUCACAGUUCAGAGACUCUCUUCAUGCCCUAAUGGCCACUCUCAGUGUAUCCAACCCCUUUUUUGUGCGUUGCAUCAAACCCAACAUGGACAAGACCCCAAACAAGUUCGUCCCAGAUGUGGUUCUCAAUCAGUUGCGGUACUCUGGCAUGUUGGAGACGGUGAAGAUUCGCAGAGCUGGAUUCCCUGUCCGACGCACCUUUAAAGACUUCUUCAGCAGGUAUAAGAUCAUUCUGAAGGAGAAGGAAAAGGCAGCUGUGGCUUCAAAUGGAGAUGAGAAAAAGAAGAGCACAGAUUUGCUCACACUCCACGACAGGACCAAAAAGGAGUGGCAGAUUGGGAAGACCAAGGUGUUUCUGAAGGAACCUCUAGAACAGAAGCUGGAGAAGCAGAGAGAUGAAGUGCGAAGCAAAGCUGGACUGAUCAUACGAGCCUAUCUUCUGAGAUAUAUUGCAAGAAAGAACUUUAAGAAGGCUCUGGACAGCAUUCUGACCAUCCAGAAGAAUUACCGCGCACAUUUCUAUCGACGUCAGUUUCAACGGAAAUGCUCAGCUGCACUUGUUCUCCAGAAACACAGGCGAGGGCAAGUGGCAAGAGGAGUCUGCCACAAACUACGAGAAGAGAAGAGGAAGAAAGAGGAGGAGGAAAGGAAUAAGAAAGAAGGGGAGGAGAAGAAAACAGGAGACCAUGAAAAGAAAAAUGAAGAGGAAAAGGAAGGAGAGAAAGCAGGGUCUCCACACUCAUCUGAGGAGCACCGUCAGAUGGAGGAAAUUCUGCGUUUGGAGCAAGAGAUUGAGCGUCUGCAGAAGAAAAAGGAAGACGGUGUGUCUAUGCUAUGUGAGAGCUCAAGACAGGAACUCCGCUUGCGGCGUGAUGCUGAGGUCCUGCGUCAGAAAAAAGCUGCUUCUCGUGUCGCUACUGAAUUCCUUGACCUGCUUGACACUGGAGGCCCAGAAGUCAUUCCUGGUGAUGCUAAACAACCUGCCCCCAGACCGGCAGGUGCCACUGAGGAAGAGGUAGAUGAAGGCUUCCAUGCAGAGGAAGAGUGCAUACCACUUCCCGAGUUCCCUCCUCCAGUGGAAGGUCCAGUGGAUCAGGAGAUCUUAGGCACUCUACCACCUCCUCCUCCUGCCUUUGCAGAGGGCACGGUGGCCCCAUCUGCACCUAACGUUCCACCUGGGGCUCCUCCACCACCUCCUCCCCCUCUCCCUGGCGAAGGCAAAAAGGAAGUUGGAAAGCCUGAAGGGGCUAAAACAGUUGUGGAUGGGAAAAAGGAGGGAGAGGAUGUGGAUCGCACCAGCAGGCUGACUGCAGCAGAGUCUCUGCCAGACACAGAGGAACCCAUCUACAGUGUGCCUGGGGAUGGCGAGUCGGACUAUGACCAAGACGAUCUAGAGGACGGACAGAGCAGCAUUGCGGCGACAGACACAGAACAGGCACGCAAGUCCACCUGCACCAACGCAAGCCAGGAGUCUUACAACCGCAGCUCAGAUUCGUAUGCUGACAGCGAUGAUGAGCAUGAUGGGUACGUGGACACAGAUGAGGAGGUAUCCAAUGGUAAAGUCAACAUCUUGAAUGGGAACGGACCUCCGUAUUUCCACAGUUACCUUUACAUGAAGGUGCCCCCAUUCCUGUGCUCUGUUGUCCAGCCUGAGGAGAAAAAGUUUAAAGAGACAGGUUACUGGAACAUCAUAAUUCAUGGGCGUAAACAUUCAUACCGUCUGUACACCAAGUUGCUGAAUGAAGCCAUGCGCUGGGUGUCUGCCGUUCAGGGCGUCAUUGACAACAAGGCGCCCAUUGAAACGCCCACCCAGCAUCUCAUUAGGGACAUUAAGGAGAACAGUGUGAACUCUGAGGCUGUGGAACAAAUGUAUCGAAGAAACCCCAUUCUGAGAUAUACCCAGCAUCCCUUGCAUUCACCUCUUCUGCCACUACCAUACGGAGAGGUCAGCGAAAGCUUGCAAAAGGAGAAGGGUUAUGGAAGCCUGCAGGAUGAGGCUGUGAAGAUCUUUAACUCACUUCAGGAAAUGGAGAUAGUUUCAGACCCUGUCGCCAUCAUCCAGGGCAUCCUGCAGACCUGCCACGAUCUGCGGCCACUGAGAGACGAGGUGUACUGUCAGCUGAUCAAACAGACCAAUCACGUGCCCCAACCCAACAGCCCUGCAAACCGUGCACACUGGCACCUGCUCACCUGCAUGAGUUGCACCUUCUUGCCCAGUCGCGCCAUCCUGCGUUACCUCCGAUUCCACUUGAAGAGAGUUAGAGAGCGCUACCCUGGCACUGAGAUUGAGAAGUAUGCCCACUUCAUUAGUGAGUCCCUGAAGAAGACAAAGACCAGGGAGUAUGUGCCCUCUCAGGAGGAGAUCGCCGCCCUGCUGAACAGACAGGAAAUGACAACUACAGUGUACUGCCAUGGAGGAGGGUCUUGCAAGAUAUCCAUCAACUCACACACCACAGCUGGAGAGGUGGUUGAGAAGCUGAUUCGUGGUCUGGCAAUGGAAAAUAGCAGGAAUAUGUUCUCUUUGUUUGAGCACAAUAAGGUGGCGAGUCGGGCCAUAGAAAGUCGUGUAAUUGUGGCAGAUGUGCUCGCAAAGUUUGAGAGGUUGGCAGGUAGUGAAGAUGAGGAGGAGGAAGGGCCCUGGAGGCUAUAUUUCAAACUCUAUUGCUUUCUUGAUGUGGAAAGCAUGCCCAAAGAGGGAGUGGAAUUUGCCUUCAUGUUUGAGCAGGCUCAUGAGAGUCUCAUCAGUGGUCAUUUCCCAGCCCUUGAGGAAACCCUUCAGCACUUAGCAGCCCUGCGACUGCAGUACAUCCACGGUGACGUGGCCCGUACGCCCUGGAGCCUAAGCAGCGUCUACCCUGUUGGACGACUUCGCACCCGCAUACUCCAAUCCACUAAAGCAGGGGGUGCUGGAGUACCCGGCGCUGGUAUAGUAGGGCCAGGAGGUCACACUCUAGAACGCCGGAAGACCAACUUCCUAGACGGGACGCUGAGACGCAGCUUCAAGACGGGAUCGCUGAAGAAACAGCGUGUGGAGGAGGAACAGAUGUUGGAGAUGUUUGUAAAGGAGGAGAUGUCAGCCACACUGACCAGCGUGCUGGAGAAAUGGAGCCGUCUACAGGGCAUGCCUCAACACCAAGCCAUGCUCAGCUACAUGACCAUCAUCAAAGAGUGGCCGGGAUACGGGUCCACGCUGUUUGAUGUGGAGUGUAAGGAGGGCGGCUUCCCUCAUGAUCUGUGGCUGGGAGUCAGUGCUGAAAACGUCUCUGUGUACAAACGGGGUGAACCCAAACCACUCGAAACUUUCCAGUAUGAGCACAUCGUUUUCUUCGGAGCACCUCAGCCCAGCACAUACAAAAUCAUUGUUGAUGAAAGAGAGAUGUUCUUUGAGACGUCUCAGGUGGGUGAAAUCACUAAGAUCAUGAAGGCAUACAUCAACAUGAUCGUCAAAAAGCGCUGCAGUAUCAUGUCCAUCACCAGCAACAGCAGCGCCUGGAUGAGGUGAUCGACACCAACCAGCGCCCAAAGUGUCCAGGAACACAACGUGAUGAAAGUGAAGUAUACUACUGACCGUUCUUGAUUGGAGAAUGAGAGCAGAGAAGAAACAGAGACUUCACCCUUCCAACGAUUGAACUUAACCUACUGGAAUCCUCUGUAUACCUGUCCUAAAUACAACAGCACAUGUUUAUUUAGUAUUUAUCGGACCAGUUUCACCUUUACGAAGCACAACAAAGCCUGGUAACCUGCUCACCGUUCCCUCCCCUCACUGCCAGCACCCUGACUGAUGACCAAACUUAUUUAUUUCCUUGUCUCUUCUUCUCCAUUUCAUUCCCUUCUCUCUACCCUCAGUGAUGUUGUACCUAACCAACAACCACCUACGACUCCAUUUACCGGUAGUUUUACAGAGGUGUGUAUAUUGUGCUUGUGUGUGUGAGAUCAGAGUUUGUGCACACACACAUACAGAGCUAUUUUGUAAAGCCAUGAGAGAGCAGGAGGAGAAAGCUAUGCGUUAACAUUACCAUUCAUCUCAAUGGCAGCUGCUCGGCUGGCGCAGGACACCCCAGAAGUAUGCGGUUUGAAUUCUGCAACCUUUGCUCAUGGCCACUCAAUUUCACAUACAGGUUUUUUUUGAGCCAAUCACUUGAGCCAUAAAUGCCAUGUGACUUGAGCCGCAGGAAAAUGACAUCAUGGCAGCUCUGAUUGGCUGAUGGCACCAAAAGGAACAUGCAGCAUGAUAAAAAAUCUGCUAUGAUAUAAUGAAAUGUGUGCAAUGUAUAUGUUGCUUCCAAAAAAUUUGCCUUGUGCCCUCAAAAGUGUAGUGACAAAAUCUACCAGCAGAGGCCACCUGGAGUCAGUCAGCCAAUCAGAUCGCAGUAUAUCUGGGGCCGGCAGUAUGUGGAUAUCAGCAGCGACUGUCUACUCGUUUGUAAGUCUGUUCACACAUUAUCAAUGCAACAUCCUAUUUUGUAUUAAAUGCCAGAGUCUAUAAAUACAUAUGCUGAAGUGUUACAUUUGAUACUGUCUAAAUUAUUUGUAUUUACAGUAAUUACAACGUUUUCCUUUUUUUUUUUGUUAUUUUUGCCAGCGAUACAAAGCUUGUGUAAUUUUAACUGUACCAAGGCACAAAAGCAUACCCAUUUUGACCAGUUUGGUUUCAUAAGCACCUCUAUUCACUAUUACAGAGUUCGGAUAACGGUUAUGAAGUGUUAUGCAAGUAGAGCCAGGUCUGCCUGCCCAAAGCAAGCAAUGAAAAGUACUGUAUUAGGCAACAGCAGUCAAGAUUCAAUAAGCAUGUAUUUGUACUGUUUCAAUACGUAUAAGUAACAUUAAUUGUGAAACACUUACACUUAUUCUAUGAUUAAAGCACUUAAACUGUUUAGAGCCUGACAUUUGAUGCAAAAUUAUGGGCCCACAGUAUGUACAGUAAGGCUACAGAUCU
Molecule: messenger RNA, 7087 nt
Organism: Sinocyclocheilus anshuiensis
Lineage: Eukaryota; Metazoa; Chordata; Actinopteri; Cypriniformes; Cyprinidae
Product: unconventional myosin-X-like
Exons: 36
Coding region: 314-5653 (1779 amino acids)
Biological process (GO): axon extension
Cellular component (GO): axonal growth cone; myosin complex; cytoskeleton
Molecular function (GO): ATP binding; cytoskeletal motor activity; protein binding
Source: RefSeq, a predicted model, not a curated record